Molecule: messenger RNA, 684 nt
Organism: Aspergillus terreus NIH2624
Lineage: Eukaryota; Fungi; Ascomycota; Eurotiomycetes; Eurotiales; Aspergillaceae
Product: ATP synthase complex assembly protein ATP12
Exons: 1
Coding region: 1-684 (227 amino acids)
Biological process (GO): mitochondrial proton-transporting ATP synthase complex assembly
Cellular component (GO): mitochondrion
Source: RefSeq, a predicted model, not a curated record
AUGACCACCGCGCAGCAGGCGCUCAAGACGCACAUGAUCCCGCUGACCUCGAUGGCCGCGCGGGCCGGCGACAUCGCGCAGGAGGACGCCCGCGGCGACACCACGACGCGAGACGACAUCAUCACCACGGCCAUGCGCUACCUGGAGACGGACACGCUGCUGUGUUGGGUGCCGGAGAAGAAUGCCUACGCUGUGGAGGACGCGGAUGCGGACGGCGCCGGGGACAAGCGCGAAAGCCUGCGCGAGAUGCAGGUCCGCGUGGCUAGCGACAUCAUCGCCUUCCUGAGCACCAAGGUCUGGCCCGGCGUGGACAUCAAGCCCAUCCUCGACGCGGACAGUAUCCUCCCGGUCUCACAAUCGCAGGCAACCAAGGACAUCAUCAAGCAGUGGAUUUCGGGGCUGCAGGCGUACGACCUCGCUGCGCUUGAGCGGGGGAUUCUCGCGUCGAAGAGCCUCCUGGUUGCUGUCCGGCUGGUUGUGGAGUGGAGCGAGAACUUCCGUCACGUCCAGCGGCCGGGCCAGAAGAGGUUUGGUAUCGAGGAGGCGGCCGAGGCGUCGAGUUUGGAGGUCAAGUGGCAGACGGAUAUGUGGGGUGAGGUCGAGGAUACCCAUGACGUGGACAAGGAGGAUUUGAAGCGACAGCUCGGCAGCGUCAUUGUGGUCGUGAGCGGAGAGACGAACUAG